Molecule: messenger RNA, 741 nt
Organism: Tinamus guttatus (white-throated tinamou)
Lineage: Eukaryota; Metazoa; Chordata; Aves; Tinamiformes; Tinamidae
Gene: NHLRC1
Product: NHL repeat containing E3 ubiquitin protein ligase 1
Biological process (GO): protein polyubiquitination; proteasome-mediated ubiquitin-dependent protein catabolic process
Cellular component (GO): nucleus
Molecular function (GO): protein binding; ubiquitin protein ligase activity
Source: RefSeq, a predicted model, not a curated record
AUGAGCGGUGCCAGGAUAUUUGGGAGGGAUCCAGCACCGUGUACGUACUCCACCUUUAUCCGGAGAGCGCAGCGGAAACGCGCCGCCUUGCAGGAAGAGCAGGCGCGCUGUCCAUGCACCCAACAACAUGGCGACGGCGGGGACCGCUCCGUGAAGGCGUUCGACCUGGAGGGCCGGGGCACGCUGGCCGUCCGAGAGGGCUUCUCCUUGCCCUGGGGCUUGGACGUCAUGCGGGAGAACGAGGUCGUGGUGACGGAUUCGGAGGCCGGGGCCCUGUACCGCUUGGCAGCCGACUUUGGGAAGGGAAAGCUGAGGAAGCUGCAGGUGAUCCAGUCCAAACUGAGCAGCCCCAGAGGGGUGGCUGUCGCGCAGGCCUCGGGUGCCAUUGCUGUCAUAGAGCACCUCAGAGCCAAAGGAGCCAACAACAGCAGCACCCGAGUGAAGAUAUUCAGUGCGGACAUGAAGCUCAUUGGCCAGAUGGAUAGCUUUGGGCUGAACCUCAUCUUCCCCUCCAAAAUAUACGCAACGGCUGUGGCCUUUGACAAAGAGGGUCAAGUUAUAGUAACAGAUGUAUAUAACCAGGCUGUAGUAUGUCUAGGGAAACCUGAGGAAUUUCCUGUUUUUAAGCCUAUAAUCAGCCAUGGACUUUCAUAUCCUGUAGGACUGACUUACAUGGCAAAUAAUUCCCUCGUUGUUCUAGAUGGUGGAGAUCAUUCAGUAAAAAUAUAUAGCUCUACCUGA